Molecule: messenger RNA, 2340 nt
Organism: Malus domestica (apple)
Lineage: Eukaryota; Viridiplantae; Streptophyta; Magnoliopsida; Rosales; Rosaceae
Product: LEAF RUST 10 DISEASE-RESISTANCE proteinUS RECEPTOR-LIKE PROTEIN KINASE-like 1.1
Biological process (GO): protein phosphorylation
Molecular function (GO): protein kinase activity; polysaccharide binding; ATP binding
Source: RefSeq, a predicted model, not a curated record
UUUUUGAUAUAUUGCAAACAAAGAAUUCUGAACCUCUAAACAAUUCAACACUCUUGUUCUGAAGAGGAGGAGUAGAUUUUCUUAUUGUUCUUCCUUUGCGGCGCUUUCUUCUUGUUGAUCAGCUGGGAAUUUUCGGAUGGCUCCGGUGGCUUUGUUUAUUCUUGCCAUUCUUGCUCACCUUGUGGUUCUGCACUCUGCUCAUUCAGCAGAGGAACGCGCCAAACAUUGUCCAGUCCACUUCUGCGGCUCAGCAGGCGACAUCAGCCUCCCCUUCAAAAGCAUGGAAGAUCCUCCUGAUUGCGGAAUGUUCACAGUCAAUUGUUCAGACACCGAACGGCCAAAAAUCCAAUUGAAAGAGGGAGGAUACUGGCAUGAAUUCCAAGGCUCUUUAUUUUCACCUUCGAUUUCUAUCAAUGACAGAGACCUUGCCGACCGCUUAGAAAAGGAUCGCUGCGAUGAUGGAGUUUUGGACGACUUGAGUCUUCCUAGCGCUUCUCCAAUCCUUGAAGUACCAUUAUUCACACACAAUUUGACCCUUUUCAAAUGCAACACCACCUUAGACAAAAAUUCUUACCCACAACUUAAUUAUGGCUGCGGAAAUGAUAACCAUACUUAUUAUACCGCUUCAUUUAGCAGUAGUUUACCUAACCCCCAGCUGCUAGGGUGUUCAACCAUUCAGGUCCCCAUGCGUCCGUUUAAACCCAAGAACUUAUCUUCAUUGACUGCUGAGUUUAACCUGGAAACACCAGAAUGUUUUCAAUGUAUUGAAAGCAAAGGUGAAUGCCAGGUUGAAGAGGGAGAAUUUAAAUGCACCAAAGGAGAUAAGCAGUUGAACCUGAAGCUAGGACUAGGAAUUGGCCUUGGAUUUCCAGCACUUCUUGCUAUAUGCGUGUGUCUUCUGUUGCUUUACAAGAAAAAACGCUCUUCACUCUUCCUCUCAAGGAACAUUUCUUCUCAGCCAUACACAAAUUCCGACAUAGAAGGGGGCGGUGCCUACUGUGGUAUCCCGGUCUUCAGCUACAGUGAACUCGAUGAGGCAACGAACCACUUUGAUAGCGAAAGCGAACUUGGAGAUGGAGGUUUCGGAACUGUCUACUAUGGAAAACUCAAAGAUGGUCGGGAAGUUGCAGUCAAGCGCUUAUAUGAGCACAAUUACAAACGCGUUGAACAGUUCAUAAAUGAAAUUGAAAUCCUCACCCGUCUGCGCCACAGAAACUUAGUCUCCCUUUAUGGCUGCACCUCACGCCGCAGCCGUGAACUCCUCCUUGUUUACGAAUACAUUUCCAAUGGAACCGUUGCUGAUCAUCUCCACGGAGACAGAGCAGAUGGCUCACUCACUUGGCCUAUACGUAUGAGCAUCGCCAUUGAAACCGCCGACGCAUUGUCCUACCUCCAUGCUUCUGAAAUUGUACAUCGCGAUGUGAAGACUAACAACAUUCUGCUCGAUGACAAUUUCUGCGUUAAAGUUGCAGAUUUUGGCCUCUCCCGGCUCUUCCCCAUUGAUGUCACGCAUGUCUCAACCGCUCCACAAGGGACACCGGGUUACGUUGAUCCAGAGUAUCACGAGUGUUACCAGCUAACUAGCAAGAGUGACGUUUAUAGUUUUGGAGUUGUUCUCAUCGAGCUCAUAUCAUCGCUUCCGGCAGUUGAUAUAAUGAGGCACAGGCACGAAAUUAAUCUGGCUAACUUAGCCAUAAGCAAAAUUCAGAAGGGUUUGUUCAACGAGUUGGUAGAUCAACGUCUCGGGUUCGAAUCCGAUGGUGAAGUUAGAAGGAUGAUCAUUGCAGUUGCAGAGUUGGCUUUUCAAUGCUUGCAGCAGGACAACAAUGUGAGGCCUACCAUGAACGAGGUUUUGGAGGCUUUGAAAAUGAUCGAAAGCGGGAGUUAUGUCCCUGAGAAUUUAAAGCCGGAACCGGACAGUGAGAGUGUGAAAACGAGUGUACAGCCGCCAGCUUCGCCAGAUUCUGAUGAGAUCGGGCUGUUGAACGUGAGACCUCCGCCUUCGCCGGUUUCCGUCACGCAAAAAUGGCCUAGCACUAGGUCUACUUCACCUAAUGCUAGUGCGUGACAGUUUUCUUUUUUUGUGUGUUACUUUUCAGUAUAAAGAAUAUAUAUGAAUGCAUUUUAGAUUUGAUUAGGUGGGUAAAAGGGCGAACUCAAGCCAAUAACGCUUCCCGUUUUGCAAGGGUCAAGAGGGGAUAACAUCUAUCGUACAUAACUUUAACUUUCUCUUGUAAAGAUGUUGUUUCUACGACUCGAACUCGUGACAUUUCGGUCAUAAAAGAACAACAUUUCCGUUGUACAAGAGUCGCCAUCAUUGAAAAACACAUCUAAUUAGUA